UUUAAACAUUUUCCAUAUAAGUUGUUGUAUGCACCGCAUAAAAUAAUUUCAUCCGUUCUGUCCAUAUGUCGUGAAAGAUCAAAGUCCUCUCUUUCCAGGUAUCAGUGAUCAACAAUGGCACACCCAUCUUGGAUGAAAGGAUCGUCCGCAUUUCCAAGCCCAGUGCUUCAGAUAUUCUUUGAUACCAUUGAAUUUUUCAUCCGUCCAUUUAUGUGGUGUCUUACAGGAACUUUUGGACCUUUUUUGCCUACAACUAAAGAACUCAAGCAUCCGAAAUAUCUAAUUCUACAGAAAUUAUUUUUUGUUCCAAUUUAUGCUGCAGGUGCUCUUUUGUUGUUACUACCUGUGAUAGUUGCUUUUCUAUUUAGAAAUAUUUUACAUCAGUUUAGGCGGCCAUUUUGUCUCUCCGUUCAAAAGGACAAAGCUGUUGCAAGUCCGAAGUCAACAUAUUCCGUAGCGACUAGCAACCUUUGUCUUAUGCCAGAGAUAUUUUCGAAAUUUAACAAUCUUGACAAAACGGCAGAAAGAGCCGUUAAAGUCGGCGAGAGGAUAGUAAUUGAUCAGCUUCAUUAUACGGACAUGAUGGAGAAAUUUUUGAAAAAAUCGGACCAUACUAUAAGAAACGGUGCUAUUUACUCACAUGAACACAGUGGAGUACAAACAAGAAGUAUGGACAAAUCGAAAAACCUAAACAGUUCACAAAAUCGAGAUUCUGACGUAAAAGUGGACGUUGUUGCGCAUUUCCCGCAACUUGACUUCUUAUGCCUCCAGGAGACAUUUGAUCGUGAUUUUACAAAGUUGCUAGUGUCGGAACUUCAUAAAGUUUAUCCUUGGAUAGUAUAUGAUGUUGGGUAUAACAGUCCAAGGUUGAAUUAUUGUGGUCUUAACAGUGGAUUGAUGUUUGCCAGUCGAUAUGAAAUUUUAGAAAUAAAGUUUAAACCUUUUACAUCAAGAUGUGGAUUCUGCACCAUAGUUGGAAAAGGUCUCUUAAUGGUUAAGGUUUGCGUGCAGAAGAGGACUAAUGGAGGAAAUGAUGUUGGAUUUAUUUUUGACACCCACCUACAAGCUUUUCAGGGAGAUAAUCCAGUAGUUUAUCAUCAGCUGACAGAGAUUUUAGAUUGGUCGUCAGAAUUUAGAGAGGAGACAAUAGAAAGUGGAGAUAAUGUAUUAUUUGAUAUGCUGUGUGGAGAUUUUAAUAUAGAUAACAUGUCACCAGGAGAUGUGCAUAUAUCAGAUCAUAAAUUGUUUGAAACUUAUGUUGAUAUUUGUCGAGAAAAACCAGGGAAGGACUAUGAUUGGACUGUGGGAACAGAGUUGAGAACACCUUUGUUACAUGAAGAGGCUGUCAGUACACCUGAGGGCCUUAAAACUGUUUUGGAGGACCCUUACUUAAGACAGUAUUACCUUAUAGACGCUGAUAUUGAAAGUGCUACGAUGGAUGCAAUCUAUAAUGCCCCUUUGAAGAAAGAUGCCCAUGGAAAUUUGAUUUUGUCACCUGUGGGUGGAAGAAGGAGAAUUGAUGUGGUAUUGUACAGAAAAGAAAGUCCCGUGAAGAUACAGAAUUACAACAUUAUCACACGUCUGGCGCCAUUGACUGACCACAUUCCAGUUUCAGUGACUUUCAGUUGUGAUAACUAAUUGAACGUGUUCUUAGAUAAUGAAUAUCCAUGCUUGUUCCUGCCUUACAACAUUCCUUUUUCAAGAACCUUCAUUGACAUUAACUUACUGUACCAGAACAUAUUCCUGAAUUAUUAAUUUUUUUGCCCCUAACUUAAGUCUUUUUUGUAUAAGCUUUGUUUGCUGGUUUUUCUAUAAUUAACUCGUAUCUGUAUCGAAAAUAUCCACUUACUGUCCGCAGUAGACUAAACCCCAGUAUCAACAACAUUUUCUCUUCUUUUUAGUCCCUAAUUUUUUCACACUUAUCCGUAUCGUCAACUAAUGGCCCUUAGCUGAAUUAUAUGUACAAAUGUAAUAUAAGUAGGCCUUGACGUGGGAUUUCAAGUAUGUUAGUUUGCUGUUAAGAGCAUUUCAUUUAUAAAGCAAAGAUAUUUUAACCAAAAAAAAAUGACAAUAAUAAAUGCUCUCUUAGUGUUUUAACUCAGAAUUUCUUUAUUUAAAAAAAAAUGUAUCACAUUAGUCAUAAGUACCAGUUACUUUUAUAUUUUUCUCCCAAAUUUUUCUCAUUAAAUUUUCCAAUACCAGCAACUCUUUUUUCUUAAAGGAUUACUCGGGCAAAUUAAUGACAAGAUAUCAAAAUGAUUUAAUGUACUCCAAUUAUGAAAACAUGACAUUUGUUUUAAAGCCGAAGCAUGAAUUUAGGUAUAAAUUCUAUAUUUUUGGGGUUUGAUUUGAAAUAUAUCUAGAUACAUGUAUAUUGAACUAUAUCUAGAUAUAUUGAAAGAAAUGUAGACGUCAACAGAAUCAUCGAGUUGUUUUAAAACCAUGUUACUUGAACAAACCAUGGAAGUUACAAUAACAGAUAUUGUGGAUAUUGUAUGAUUGAAACAUUAGUCAAAGUCAACAUGUUUUUUAACGUUUCCAGAGUUCACUGUGGCAACUAUUGUGAAAACUAAACGCUCUAACCUGACCACCUGACCCAAGUUAGGAAACCACCAUUUUAUUCUUUAUAAAGAGUAAAGUUUUGUCCCUAUGUCCGUAGUGUAUUUAUUUUACGAACAUUAACAGAAUAAUGAAUGAAAAAAUCAAAAU
This is a messenger RNA of Ruditapes philippinarum (Manila clam), 2709 nucleotides long. Its product is annotated as sphingomyelin phosphodiesterase 3-like. The coding region runs from base 115 to 1638 and encodes 507 amino acids. Gene Ontology annotation, molecular function: sphingomyelin phosphodiesterase activity. NCBI's taxonomy places the organism in Eukaryota, Metazoa, Mollusca, Bivalvia, Venerida, Veneridae. The record is from RefSeq and is a predicted model, not a curated record. Gene Ontology annotation, cellular component: cytoplasm. The transcript is spliced from 7 exons.